This is a messenger RNA of Pogonomyrmex barbatus (red harvester ant), 1677 nucleotides long. Its product is annotated as excitatory amino acid transporter 3. Gene Ontology annotation, biological process: L-glutamate transmembrane transport. Gene Ontology annotation, molecular function: glutamate:sodium symporter activity; L-glutamate transmembrane transporter activity; neutral L-amino acid transmembrane transporter activity. Lineage: Eukaryota; Metazoa; Arthropoda; Insecta; Hymenoptera; Formicidae. The record is from RefSeq and is a predicted model, not a curated record. Gene Ontology annotation, cellular component: plasma membrane.
UGCUUAAAUACAACAUUCCUGAUAAAAAGCUUGUUGUCUUAGAUAACAUAUCUUUAUAAAGAACUUGAGAUAGUAUUCUUCGAAAGACCAUUCAGUAUUCCUUAAAUUUUCUUAAAUUGAAUUUUGCUUGUUAUAAUGUGAGUGAAAUUUUCGUAUUGUCUCUUUAUUAUUAUAUGUAGAAUAUGCUACUUUAUUAUACAUAUUGGAUACAUUGAACAAAGUGAUACAUUUAUGCGAGCUUUCUUACCUUUUCCAAAUCAGCUGCAAUGUCCAAAUUGAUGUUAUUGCUGUCAAAACACAAAUUGAUAAUAACAAUAUUAGUCGGUGUGACUGUCGGGAUAUUAUACGGUCUGAGUCUGAAACAUAGCGGAAGAUCAUGGUCCCAGCGAGAUAUUAUGUAUAUCAAAUUUCCCGGAGAAAUGUUUCUCAGGAUGGUGAAUUGCUUAAUAUUGCCGCUUGUCACAUCAAGUAUUAUAAGUGCCACUUGUAAUUUGACCAAAUCUGGACCUAUUGGAUUAAUGGCAUUGUGUUAUUAUCUAACAACUACUACGAUUGGAAUAAUUUUAUGUGUUACGCUUGUUGAGAUUAUUCGACCGGGUGAAUUAAUGAGAAAUGAAGAAGACAGUACGCUAACGUCCACGAAAACUUUUAUGACAAUGGAUACAAUUCUUGAUUUAUUACGUAAUCUUCUUCCUGAAAAUUUAGUAAAUGCAUGCAUGUAUCAGUACCAAACUGUUUUAAAACAACCAACGAAUGUAUCAGUACCGAUAGAAGAAUGGCCCAUAACAAGCGAAUAUGUAGCAGGAACAAAUGUUUUAGGCUUGGUAUUUCACAGUCUUUUAUUAGGUCUGGCAAUCGGUAAGAUAGAUGCAAGAGGAAAACCACUGGCAGACUUUUUCAGUUCCUUGGCUGAUGUCACAAUGAAAAUUAUGAAAUGGAUCACAAUGAUAGCACCUGUAGGCAUAUCAUUUCUUAUUGCCGGUCGAAUGCUGGAGAUAAAUGAUUUCAGUGAUAUAAUAAGCCAUCUCGGAUUUUAUAUAUUAACUGUGUUCGUUGGACUACUACUGCAAGGUUUCGUAAUUCUGCCCUUUCUUCACUGGAUCAUCACACGCAGAUCAUCAUAUAAAAUCAUAUCCAAACUUGGCCCAAGUUUUGCAACAGCCAUUGGAACGUCGUCAAGCUCUGCUACUGUUCCCUACACAAUAAGAUGUCUAGAAGAGCUGGGUAUAAAUUCCAAAAUAAUAAAAUUCAUUAUACCGAUUGGAGCGGCAAUAAAUAUGGAUGGAAUAGCUUUGUAUGAAUCUAUUGGAGCAAUAUUUAUUAUACAGUUACGUGGGCUGCAAUUCUCACUGUUGAAAAUAAUAAUUAUCAGUAUUACAUGUACGGUAUCCUGCGUGGGUGCUGCCGGCAUACCCAGCGGUGGUUAUAUGAUGUUAAUAAUGGUAUUAAAUUCUAUAGGUGUGCCUGUAGAAGAUGUUACACUAAUUAUUGCCAUCGAUUGGUUUGUUGAUCGUUUCAGAACGACAGUCAAUAUUAUUGGUGAUGCGCUUGGCGCAAGUAUUAUAUCUCAUUUUUGCAAGAAAGACCUGGAAGAAGAUCUGGAAGACGAGAUAUGUCCGCUAAAAACAAAUAUUCGUAAUAUAUCUAUAUAAACAUUCGUAAUAUAUCUAUAAAAAU